Messenger RNA from Heteronotia binoei (common prickly gecko), 2294 nucleotides. RefSeq names its product F-box/WD repeat-containing protein 7-like. The transcript has 13 exons. Gene Ontology annotation, molecular function: ubiquitin binding. The record is from RefSeq and is a predicted model, not a curated record. Lineage: Eukaryota; Metazoa; Chordata; Lepidosauria; Squamata; Gekkonidae. Bases 1 to 2133 code for a protein of 710 amino acids. Gene Ontology annotation, biological process: proteasome-mediated ubiquitin-dependent protein catabolic process; ubiquitin recycling. Gene Ontology annotation, cellular component: nucleus; cytoplasm.
AUGUCGGGCGGGGGUCCCGUCGGGGGGUCGGGGCGGCUGGACAUCAACCGGGCGGGGGCGGCGGAGCUGGAGCGGGCGCUGGUGGGCAUCGGGCGCCGCCGGGCCAGGGGCAUCGUGCGCAAGAGGGAGGAGCUGAAGGGCUUCGUGUCGCUGGAGGACCUGCUGCGCGUCAAGGGCAUCACCGCCCGCACCCUGGAGCUCAACAGCCACCGCCUGGCCUGCAGCUGCACCCGCCACGGCCCCGGCGCCCAGGUAGACACCCCCGCGGGCAGGGCAGAGCCGAGGGGGCGGGCGGGCGCCGGCAGUUCUUGCGCCCCGCGGGGGGCCGCCGAGGCCGAGCAGAGCGGCGGCGGCAGCAGCAGCAGCAGCGAGGACGACGAUGAAGAUGGUGGCGAUGGCGGCGGCAGCGCGGGGGGAGGGGACGUCUACUUUUACUGCACGGUGGACGAGCGCUGGAUCGACUACCUGGAGCGCACCGAGGGCGGCGGCCUCAUCCGCCACGCCCGCCCCAAGAUGAAGCGGAAGUCGGAGGGCAGUCCGGACAGCAGAGCCCAGUCCCCUGGGAAGAAGCUGUGCAAGAGUUCUGAGCUUGGCAGGGUGUUGGGCCCCUGUGUGGCAAGCCCGACAGCGACCUUUGGCGACCUGCGAAAUGCCAAGGCGGCUCAGGCCCGCUGCCGCCAUGUCCCCUCCGUGACUCCCCCCCCUGAGCUCCAGGACUGGCUGCGCACCUUCCAGCGUUGGAGUGGCCCUGAGAAGCUGCUGGCCCUGGAUGAGCUCAUAGACCGUUGUGAGCCCCCCCAGAUCAAGCACAUGAUGCAAGUGAUAGAGCCCCAGUUCCAGCGGGACUUCAUCUCGCUUCUGCCCAAGGAGUUGGCGCUCUACGUGCUCUCCUUCCUGGAGCCCCGGGACCUGCUCCGUGCUGCCCAGACGUGCCGGUACUGGCGCAUCUUGGCCGAGGAUAACCUGCUCUGGCGGGAGAAGUGCCGUGAUGUGGGCAUCGAAGAGCCCUUGAGUCUGCGCAAGCGGCGGCUGCUCAGCCCAGGCUUCAUGUACAGCCCCUGGAAACUGGCCUUCCUGAGGCAGCACCGGAUCGACAUGAACUGGCGCAGUGGGGAUGCCCGGCACCCAAAGGUUCUGAAAGGGCACGACGACCACGUCAUCACCUGCCUCCAGUUCUGUGGCAACCGCAUCGUCAGCGGCUCGGAUGACAACACGCUCAAGGUGUGGUCGGCUGUCACGGGGGAGUGCGUGCAGACUCUCGUGGGCCACACGGGCGGCGUCUGGUCCUCUCAGAUGAGGGACAACAUUGUCAUCAGCGGCUCCACCGACCGGACCUUGAAGGUGUGGAAUGCGGACACGGGGGAGUGCGUGCACACCCUCUAUGGGCACACGUCCACUGUGCGCUGCAUGCAUCUGCACGGCACCAGGGUGGUGAGUGGGUCUCGGGAUGCCACUCUCCGCUUGUGGGACAUCGAGACGGGGCAGUGUCUGCACGUGCUGAUGGGCCACGUGGCGGCUGUGCGCUGUGUCCAGUACGACGGGCAGAAGGUGGUGAGCGGGGCCUACGACUACACGGUGAAGGUCUGGGACCCGGAGACCGAGAGCUGCAUCCAUACCCUGCAAGGCCACACAAACCGGGUCUACUCCCUGCAGUUCGACGGGAUCCACAUCGUCAGCGGCUCUCUGGACACGUCGAUCCGGGUGUGGGAUGCGGAGAGCGGCAACUGCCUCCACACCCUGAUGGGGCACCAGUCCCUGACGAGCGGCAUGGAGCUGCGGGACAACAUCUUGGUCUCCGGCAACGCCGACUCCACGGUCAAAAUCUGGGACAUCAAGACGGGCCAGUGCCUGCAGACGCUGCAAGGUCCCAGCAAGCACCAGAGUGCCGUGACGUGCUUGCAGUUCAGCUCGAAGUUUGUGGUCACCAGCUCCGAUGACGGCACGGUCAAGCUGUGGGACCUGAAGACGGGGGACUUUGUGCGCAACCUGGUGGCCCUGGGGAGUGGCGGCAGUGGAGGGGUCGUGUGGCGCAUCCGGGCCUCCAACACCAAGCUGGUCUGUGCUGUUGGAAGCCGCAACGGGACGGAGGAGACGAAGCUGCUGGUGCUGGACUUUGACGUGCCUCUGAAAUGAGGCUGGGGGGGAGGGGGGAAGACCCUGCAGGACGGGGGCAGUGGGGGGGGAUGGCGGGUGCUGCCGGUCUUUGAAGCACCUUAUUUAUAGGGGGGGGCAAAGCGGAGGAGCACAGGGGGGCCUGGUUUUGUACACAUGAAUAAUAUAUCUCUUUAUUUCUG